Alternaria atra is the source of this 1740-nucleotide messenger RNA. RefSeq lists its product as uncharacterized. Bases 1 to 1740 code for a protein of 579 amino acids. The record is from RefSeq and is a predicted model, not a curated record. Gene Ontology annotation, biological process: transmembrane transport. Gene Ontology annotation, molecular function: transmembrane transporter activity. NCBI's taxonomy places the organism in Eukaryota, Fungi, Ascomycota, Dothideomycetes, Pleosporales, Pleosporaceae. The transcript is spliced from 6 exons.
AUGGACAGCAAAACGGGUGCUACCCAUAUCGAGACCGCUCACGCCCGUGAUGCCCAUAUCGUCCCCAUCGACCAGGAAGCCAAUGAUGAUAUCCAUCAUGUUAAUCUCUCCUGGAGGUCGUGGAUGGUCGUCUUCUGCUGUUGCUUCGCCGUCAUGUCUCAAGUCUUCGUGGUAGUGGCUGCGGGUUCAGUCCUCUCAUUCAUCAUCCGUGAGCUUGGGGAGCCUGCUAUCGCAAGUUGGAUUAUCCAGGGUCCGCUCCUCAUGCAAUCAGUCCUCUCUCCUCCCGUUGGCCGCCUGUCCGAUGUCUUGGAUCGCAAGUUGUUCGCGACUAUACCUCCGCUAAUUGCAUGCAUUGGCGCUAUUAUCUGUGCCAAAGCUACGAGCAUGUCCAUGUUGAUCGGAGGUGGUAUCCUCAUCGGCACGACGCUUGCGACCAUCUCCAUCGUUCAGUCUAUUCCUUCCGAGAUCUUACCUUUGAAGUAUCGACCCUUGGCAAAUGGACUCGCAGGUGUGGCCGGGGUCUUGGGUGGCACUGUCGGUAGUCUAGCGGCUGGUGCAGUGACGAAUCUCAGCGCUUCUGGCUGGCGCUACAUCUUUUGGAUCCAAGUCGGACUACACGGUAUCACAUCGCUCGGUCUGUUCGCUUUCUACUGGCCCAAGAAACGUACCGAAUAUCCUCGAAUGAGCUUCAAAGAGUGGAUGUGGGCUUGCGAUCCUAUCGGCUCUCUCCUACUCGUUGCUGCUGCUACUUUGAUGCUUUUGGCGCUCAACUGGGCAGGCGGAGCGUACAAGUGGAGCAACCCGCAUGUGUGCGCCAACCUUGCUGUUGGUAUCGUUCUGUUCAUCACGUUUUGUCUCUAUGAAUGGAAGGGUCGAUCGGACGGCAUCGUUGCACACGUUUUCUUCUCCACCGGACCAAAUUUCUGGCUCUCGACGUUUGCCUUCGCUAUCGAGGGUUGGAUCUACUACUCCGCCAUCAAUGCAGUUACACCGCAGCUCAUCCUCAACGUUGGGUUCGAGGAUAACUCAUGGGAUAUUGCUAUUCGCCAACUGUCCUACAAGAUCGCGUCAAUCUUUACUUCGCUGGCUGUGACGUGGUACGCAACCAAGUUCAAAGACCUGAAAACGCCACUUGCUGUCACCUUUGCCAUCAUGUUCAUCGCAUCAAUAUGCUUCGCGUUCAUCAGACCCGGCUGGGGUACUGAACAGAUCAUCUUCACAGCUUUAACGGGUAUUGGUUGCGCUGGCCCGCUGACACUGCUUGUCGCAUGCAUUCAGUUCACAGCCCCCCACGCCUUUCUUUCGACAGCCACCGGCCUUGCCUUCUCCGCCAGAGCUAUCGGUGGCGCUUUCGGUACCGCAGUCAUCUACGCCAUCGUCAACUCUCGUAUCGCAUCGCAUCUUGCCGGAGAUGUUGGCUCUGCCGCCAUCGCAGCCGGUCUGCCUGAGUCAUCAGUGCCUGCGCUCUUGAAAGGUAUGAAGGGAAGCUCGGUUACGAAAUUCAGAGGCGCAGGGGUGCCUGGUAUGAAUGAGGCUAUUAUCAACGCUGCGUGGGAUGCAAGCCAUUGGUCAUAUGCACAUGCUUACAGACUGGGUUACUGGAGUGUAGUACCCUUUGUUGCGCUUGCGACAAUUGCGGUUCUGUCAAUGAAGGGUAUCAAACAUCUGAUGACUGAGCAUGUAGAAGCGACCGUUGAGCACGAAAGUGAAGAUGAAGGGAAGGGUCUGGGUAAGGCAUAG